Anopheles aquasalis is the source of this 1050-nucleotide messenger RNA. RefSeq names its product dehydrodolichyl diphosphate synthase complex subunit DHDDS-like. Lineage: Eukaryota; Metazoa; Arthropoda; Insecta; Diptera; Culicidae. Gene Ontology annotation, biological process: polyprenol biosynthetic process. Gene Ontology annotation, cellular component: endoplasmic reticulum; dehydrodolichyl diphosphate synthase complex. Gene Ontology annotation, molecular function: ditrans,polycis-polyprenyl diphosphate synthase [(2E,6E)-farnesyl diphosphate specific] activity. The record is from RefSeq and is a predicted model, not a curated record.
AUGGCACCAAACGGCUCCAUCGUGGCGACAACGACGACGGCAGAUGAAUACUUACCACCAUCCCUAGCCCCACCUUCUUCAUCACCGCCGGCACCGCCGACGUGGGUACGGGAGAGUAAUCUUCUGUGGUACCACCGGUGGGUGAUCCGGGUGCUCGGGGCUGGUCCCAUACCGGACCACGUGGCCUUCAUCAUGGACGGUAACAGGCGGUAUGCGAAAAAUGCCAACAUCUCUAGAGCAGAUGGCCAUUCGGCAGGGUUUGAGAAACUAUCUGAGACGUUGCAGUGGUGCAUGGAGAUCGGCAUCAGUGAGAUCACCGCGUACGCGUUUAGUAUCGAGAACUUCAAGCGCACACAGGACGAGGUGGACGCACUGAUGGACUUGGCGCGUGAAAAGUUCCAAGGGCUUCUUGCCGAGCGCGAUAAGCUGCAUGAACGAGGCAUUCGAGUACGGAUCAUCGGAAACUGGGAUCUGCUUGCCCCCGAUAUGCGGCGCAUCCUUGCCGAGGCGGUACUGCUGACAAAAGACAACCGCAAGGUGACCCUAAAUGUGGCGUUUGCGUACACGUCGCGGGAUGAGAUGACACAUUCCAUACGUACCGUCGCCCAGGGUAUCAGCGAGGGGCGAUUAAAACCGGAGGACGUCAACGAGGAGCUGCUGACGCGCUGUCUCUACACAAAGUCUUCAGCCGAACCGGAACUGCUGGUACGGACAUCGGGCGAAAUGCGGCUGAGCGACUUUAUGCUCUGGCAAUCGACCAGCAGCGUCAUGCUUUUCGGCAAACGUUGGUCGCUUUGGCCCGAGUUUACCAUCUGGCACCUGUUUGCGGCCAUCUUCUACUAUCAACGGUAUUGGUGGCGAAGGCAGGAUAUCCGUCGGUCACUCGAUCGGUUCACCAUCGAUGCUGCCGCCUGCUCGGAUGAAGUGGGCGCUUCAGAGGGCGCCGCUUGCGUUGAACGAAAAGAACGAAUUGGACGCUUCUUGGCGCACGUCGAGCAGGAGGAAGAGAAGCAAUUAAGGCGGUUAGUUCGAGGGACGGCAAUGAAGUAA